AUGACAUACGUCGCGGCACAGAAAGGUUGGGAUGGGGUAGGCUUGCUGGUUCUCAUCGCUGUAGCGUGGACGCUUGACUACGCACUUUAUAGAGACGACAGAUUGGCGGCAACUUGGCUUCGGCGGGAGGGUGUAAGCAUGAAAGCAUGGAAGUGUCAGUUUAGUGGCCGCACACCUAUGCUCGGUGCUAUCCAGCUUCUCAAGUCCAACACAGUUUCGAGUUGGAUGAACCAGAUUCUGGCCCCUUCAAAACGUCGCGAGGCUUGGUUGGAGAUGUUACAGUUGGGCAUGUUACAGUCGGACUGCCCUGAUUUCGAAACUUUGGAGUCAAAGCAUACAUUAACCGGAGAAAUCGACCAGAGUUGGGUGCGGAACAAUUGGUUGCUUACACACGCUGCAGUGAAAGCUAUUAGGGUCGCCACAGGCGAGGGCACUGCGUAA
Molecule: messenger RNA, 441 nt
Organism: Trichoderma breve
Lineage: Eukaryota; Fungi; Ascomycota; Sordariomycetes; Hypocreales; Hypocreaceae
Exons: 1
Coding region: 1-441 (146 amino acids)
Source: RefSeq, a predicted model, not a curated record